GGGGGGGGGGGGGAGGCGGCUUGACUUGGCUUCACGCGGCGGCGGCGGAUGAUGAUCCCUAGGGAACGGCCGCUGCCGGAGUCCGCGCCGGCCUCCUGAUCCCCGACCGACGAUCGGCGGCGGCGGCGGCUGUGUUGUUGCAGAGCAUGGAGAAUCCACAAAUUGAGAUGGGGGCCUUCAAGGCGAACGGUCUGCAAGGGCAGAACGGUGGGCUGCGUUCCAGCAUGGUUGAGCCCUGGAAACUGCAGAGGACCGUUCCGAGAGUGCUGAGGAGCAUCAGGAUUGUCAUAUUCACGUCUAAGCUCAAUCUGCUCUUGCCGUUUGGGCCUGCGUCGAUCGUGCUACACUACGCUACCAAGAGACAUGGAUUGGUCUUCCUAUUCAGCAUGCUAGGAAUAACGCCUUUAGCUGAGCGCUUGGGUUAUGCAACUGAGCAGCUCGCGAUAUACACUGGUCCAACAGUUGGUGGGCUUCUAAAUGCUACAUUCGGAAAUGCAACUGAAAUGAUUAUUGCAAUAUAUGCUUUGAAAAAUGGAAUGAUCCGAGUAGUUCAGCAAUCAUUACUUGGUUCUAUAUUAUCAAAUAUGUUGUUGGUUAUGGGCUGUGCUUUCUUUGCUGGUGGUAUUGUUCAUCGGAAUAAGGACCAAGUCUUCAGCAAGGCAACUGCAGUUGUUAACUCAGGUUUACUGUUGAUGGCUGUCAUGGGACUGAUGUUUCCUGCUGUCCUUCAUUUCACACAUUCAGAAGUGAGGCAAGGAGCAUCAGAGGUUUCUCUUUCAAGGUUCAGCAGUUGUGUUAUGCUUGUGGCAUAUGCAAGCUAUCUUUAUUUCCAACUAAGUGGACGGAGUAACACUUACAGUCCAAUUGGCAGUGAAGAAAUGCCCACCGAGGAUGCAGCCGAGGAAGAUGAAGAAGCAGAGAUUAGCAUGUGGGAGUCGAUUGCAUGGCUCGCUAUGUUAACCUUAUGGGUGUCUAUCCUUUCUGAAUACCUGGUUAAUGCCAUUGAGGGGGCAUCUGAUUCACUGAACCUACCGGUGGCUUUUAUCAGUGUCAUUUUGCUUCCUAUUGUGGGAAACGCUGCUGAACAUGCUAGUGCAAUAAUGUUUGCAAUGAAAGAUAAACUUGACAUAACACUUGGUGUUGCAAUUGGGUCAUCCACGCAGAUAUCAAUGUUUGUGAUUCCCUUUUGUGUUGUCGUUGGUUGGAUGAUGGGGCAAAAGAUGGACUUGAAUUUCCAGCUAUUUGAAACUGCAACUCUCUUCAUAACAGUACUAGUCGUGGCAUUUAUGCUACAGGAUGGCGUUGCGAACUACUUGAAAGGACUUAUGCUGAUCCUGUGCUAUCUUAUAGUUGCUGCCAGUUUCUUUGUUCAUGUUGAUCCACAAUCCAGCGAUGGUUGAUGCCACAAAACACUGUAAUUAUUGUACCAAAUACCCUUGAAGCCUUGCUAAUCUUAAUUCUGGUGAGGUGCUCCUCCGUAGCAAAAGCUCAGCCUGCAUGCUGGCUGGAGCUGGCAGAAUGUUGACACGGCCGGGAAAAUCACGUGGUGUCGGUUAGUUCAUCCACGAUCUGCAGCAGCAAUUAUUGCACGUUGCAAUAGUCAAAAGAUCUGAAGGGGGUGGGUGGUUGUAAUGUAUACAGAUUACAGGAACGAGGAAAUGCAUGCACGUCGCCCAUGUAAAUCUCCUUGGUAUUCAAUUAAUUCAGUUAAUGUGGCCCUGACCCUUUUCUCC
Messenger RNA from Oryza brachyantha (malo sina), 1733 nucleotides. RefSeq names its product vacuolar cation/proton exchanger 3. Gene Ontology annotation, cellular component: plant-type vacuole membrane. The record is from RefSeq and is a predicted model, not a curated record. The coding region runs from base 147 to 1400 and encodes 417 amino acids. Gene Ontology annotation, biological process: calcium ion transmembrane transport; intracellular calcium ion homeostasis. Lineage: Eukaryota; Viridiplantae; Streptophyta; Magnoliopsida; Poales; Poaceae. Gene Ontology annotation, molecular function: calcium:proton antiporter activity. The transcript is spliced from 12 exons.